UGACUGUACUGCCGUUAGAAACGCAUUUAGCAAUAAAAGAGAACAGACGCAACAACACAUCGGGAUAUAUUUAUAUAAACGCAAAUUUACGACAUAGCAUUGAACCAAGAGGCGCGCAAUCUGUUUCAGCUUACCCCAGUUGGAAGGUAUUUCGUAUCAAUAGAGGGCUAUCCAGCUUUCAUGAACGACGUGAGUAUGCCCAUGAUUACGUAACUUGCAGUCAAACUUCACGAAGCAGGAGUUUCAUGAAGUGAGAUGUACCUAAUAAUACGACGGCGAGUGCAGAACUACGUACUCGAAGAGGCUACAAAAGAAGGAUUUCUAUGCGCCAUAUGGUGAAAUUGACCGGACUGUCAAUGGACCAUCCCAACCGUUUCGCCCAAUUGCCCUCUUUACCGACGAACGCGCUUAUGACGUAAGAAUGACGAAAGUGUGUACAGUAAACAACGUUCUUGACAAGACGUUCCAUUAUAUCUUGUGGAGAGUUAUUUUGCGCUUGUUCACACUGUUGACGAUGGAAUCUACCCAAAGCAACUUGUUAAGAUAGGAGUGCGGUUGUGGAGACUCAGGCGACUGUGUCGAGUCCAGAGAUGGAUUUGAUUCAGAGACCCGAGCCAGUCAGUUGUGUAGCGAAAGGGGCCCAAGUGAUGGCGUCUGCUCAAGUGGCAGAGUAAAUUCCAGAGCCCGGGUCUCUGGUGAACGAGUGUGAAUGGGGCGAUGAGAUGGAAACUGCACCUGUGGUUCGUGAGUGGAUUUCGGCUAGGAAUGCGGAACUCACUGCAUUCGACAGCCACUUUCACUUUGACCGCAGUUGUAAGGCGACCAAGAACAGAUCAGAAAAGAACAGAACAGAAAGGGCUGCACAGAUGACAAGGGCUGCAUUGACGACAAGGGCUGCACUGAUGAUGACAAGGGCUCCGCAGAUGACAAGGACUGCAAUGAUGAUAUCAAAAGCCGCCAAUAUGAUUAGAGCUGCAUUGAUGACAUGUGCUGCAAUGAUGAUGAUAAGGGCUUCAUAGAUUGCACGGGCUACAUUGAUAACAAGGGAUACACUGAUGACAAGGGCUGCAUCGAUGACAAGGACAAGGGCCGCCCUGAUGAAAAGGCCUGCACUUAUGACAACGAAUGCACUGAAGACAUGGGCUGCAAUGACGAUGACAAGGGCUGCACUGCUGACGUCGAGGGCAGCACAGAUACAAAGGGCUGCAUUGAUGGCAAAGGCUCCGCAUGUGAUAAGGGCUGCAAUGAUGAUGCCAAAAGCCGCCUAGAUGACACACGCUGCACAGAUGACACGGGCUUCACAUGUGACAAGGGCUGCGCAGAUGACAAGGGGUGCAAUAAUGAAAAGGGCUUUGAUCAUAAUGAUAGGGGCUUUACUGAUGAUGACACGGGCUGCACUGGUAAUAAAAAGGGCUGCACAUAUGACAAGGGCUGCACAUAUGACACGCUCUGCGCUGAUGACAAAGGCUGCGCAGACGACAAAGACUGCGCAGAUGACAAAGGCAGCGCAGAUGUAAAAGGCUGCGAAGAUGACAAGGGCUGCACUGAAUACACGGGCUGCGCAGAUGACAAAGGCUGCGCAGAUGACAAAGGCUGCGCAGAUGACAAAGGCUGGGCAGAUGACACUGGCUGCGCAAAUGACAAAGGCUGCGCAGAUGACACGGGCUGCGCAGAUGACAAAGGAUGCGCAUAUGACAAGGGAUACACAGAUGACACGUGUUGCGCAGAUGACAAAGGCUGCGCAGAUGACAAGAGUCUCACAGAUAACAAGGGAUGCACUGGUGACUCGGGUUGCGCAGAUGAGAAAGGCUGCGCAGAUGACAAAAGCUGCGCAGAUGACAAGGGAUGCACAGAUGACAAGGGCUGCGCAGAUGACAAAUGCUGCGCAGAUGACAAAGGCUGCGCAGACUACAAAGUCUGCGCAGAUGACAAGAGAUGCACAGAUGACAAGAGCUGCACAGAUGACACGGGCUGCAUUGACGUCAAGGGCUGCGCAGAUAAGACGGACUGCGCUGAUGACAAAGGCUGCAAUCAUGAAAAGACCCUCACUGAUGAAAAUGGCUGCACAGGUGAUAAGGGCUGCACAUAUGACAAGUGCCUAACUUAUGACAGGGUAUGUGCAAAUGACAAGGGCUGCAAUUAUGAUGACAAUGGGCUUCAGGAUUGCAUGAUACUGGGUGAUUACAAGAACCUGCAGCCAUAUAAGGACGACGCCACUAGUGACCUUACAAAGAAGAAGUCGUCGGACACAGGGUGGAAACUCAUAAAAAGAAUCCGUGUAGUAUUGAGACGAUUAUGUUGCAUACAGAAGAUCAAAGACUAAAUCGACAACAUUGUUUGUACACUUUUGUUAUUCAAUUUAAAUAAAGUUUGAUAAACACAA
Molecule: messenger RNA, 2383 nt
Organism: Dreissena polymorpha
Lineage: Eukaryota; Metazoa; Mollusca; Bivalvia; Myida; Dreissenidae
Product: prestalk protein-like
Exons: 4
Coding region: 986-2323 (445 amino acids)
Source: RefSeq, a predicted model, not a curated record